GCAAGUUUUGCUCGGUUUUGAAUCAGCGCUGUGAAAUGCAUUGUGAAAGACAAUGCAAGGAGGUGAACCGCAAUGGAAGGAGCAUAUCUUUGCAUAUUGCGGGAGGGGGAGGCACAAGAGUAAGUUUCUAAGAUUGAUACAAUUUGUAAGCUCUUCACGACGUUUACCAUCUCAACAAGGUAAGGCAAAGAUCAUGGCAAGCAGUGGUGAAUGUUCUUCUUGCACCGCGAAAUUCUGUUAUUAUAGCGGUUCGUACACGUUCGAACUGCGUCUCGGGAUGUGUGGAGGUGAUGGCACGCGAUCACUGGAAGGAGCGUGCGAAAUAAAGGGUAUAGGCUUCAGUAUUCGUGGAACCGCAGUCGGCGAUGGGAUCACGCCAAACCAACUAGACUAUUCCUUAUUCGAGGAAGGGUCAUCAUCAUCUGCCUCAGCUGGCACGGUGGUUAAGAACGGUUGGUAGCUGUUGAGCAGACAUUUCUUUCUUAUUUUACUGGCAUGCUUACUAUGACGAGGUUGAGAUUAUUUCAUCAGGCCUGAAACUGCUGCGACUGCGACAACAAUGCUCACACUUACAUAAUUAUGUUUCACACUUGGAGGGUACGAGUACGUAAAAGAAUCGGAAACUAACUCUAAUCGUACACCAACGGCGGUCGCCAUUUUCACCGUGCGCGUGUCGCGACGAAACAGCUCUGGAUACUCCGGCGAGUGGCGAAAGGGAGCCGGUGGGGCCGGCAACCCGUGUAGCCUCGUUCUGGAGCGGCUUCCAGGUCGAAACUUUAACAUUUUUGAGCGUGGAGACCAGGUAUGCUCGAUUACUGGAGUGCGUGGCCGCAUUACGCGUGUUUUCUACCACAAUGUUCCGGACUACUUUUAUGAGGUAGAAAAAGCCGGCAAUGCUGGCUUUAUCGAGAUGAGCGAAAACAAAUUGCGCUUCUUACCACCCUAGUCAAGGAAGAAAUCCCGAUGUUUCGUUUGUCGUUUUGUAAUCGAGGCUUAGUGAAUUUCAUCGUUAUAACAUAAAUAGUGUUUGCGCGCAAUGCCGUGGUCUUUGUGCGAAGCUUAAGCCUUCGUCCUGAAGAUAUCUUGUUCAAGCGAAGAGAUCAUAGAACUACCAAAAUUGCUCAAUACAGAUGAAGCCCGCUGCGGAUGUACCUUUGCGUGAGGGCUCAACAUAAG
Molecule: messenger RNA, 1176 nt
Organism: Amoebophrya sp. A25
Lineage: Eukaryota; Dinophyceae; Syndiniales; Amoebophryaceae
Source: the annotation of a GenBank genome assembly